GGAGCGCGGUGGGCGUUUCCGCAUUCCAGCGCGAGCGCGCACACGAGCCGAGCGCAGCGCGGAGACAGACGCGACGCAUCCGAGACCCUCCUCGAUAUUCCGCUGGAAAGUUGCCCGUUCUGCGCCGGGAUGCCGUACAUCCUCAUCAGCACACAGAUCAGACUGGAGACGGGGCCCACAAUGGUCGGUGACGAAUAUUCCGAUCCAUCCAUCAUGAACUACCUCGGAGCCCGGAAAACAACCAUGCUGGGAAACAACUUCUCCGAGUAUCACGUGGACGAACCGCCGAGACUCGUCUUGGACAAACUGGAACAGAUUGGGUUCAGAGUGGUCAGCAUGACAGGAGUCGGUCAGACGCUGGUCUGGUGUCUCUAUAAAGAGACGAGUGACUCGCUGUGACUCUGUGGCUCGUGUACUGCAGGUAAACAUGGUAAAUGAGGCGAAGAAGGGUAUUAAUCAAGAGAUCUCAGAAACUAUCAUGUGUGAGGUUAUUAAAAUCAAAACAUCUGUCUCAAUUAGCAAUAUUAUCAUCAAUGUGCUUUCUCUGAUUUAUGGAUUUAGCUUUUUGUUAACACUUUUAUAUGACGGGAAAGUAGGUUUUGUUUAGUGAUUGUAGUAAUAUAAACAAUUUAAUUAAGGAACAUCAUAAGAAACAUUAUUCUGUUAUGUUGCAUCUGUAGUGUUGACUUUGACGUUAUCUUGAAUAAAUAAAUGCUUUGCGAUGAAACAUCAGUUUUUAAAAUCCUGUUGUAGCUCAAAAUCAGUUCUGAACAGUUGUUUACAGUGUUUGUACGUGAACAUAUAUUUUGUCUGUACUGAACUCUGAUAUAUUAAAAUUGUUUCUGUAUGUGUGUGACAAGAUGUAAUUAACAAUAAAAUAAAAAGUAUGAUCUUUUCAAA
This is a messenger RNA of Carassius gibelio (silver crucian carp), 900 nucleotides long. RefSeq names its product GTP cyclohydrolase I feedback regulator (gene gchfr). Gene Ontology annotation, molecular function: GTP cyclohydrolase binding. Gene Ontology annotation, cellular component: cytoplasm; nucleus. Bases 130 to 399 code for a protein of 89 amino acids. Gene Ontology annotation, biological process: negative regulation of biosynthetic process. Lineage: Eukaryota; Metazoa; Chordata; Actinopteri; Cypriniformes; Cyprinidae. The record is from RefSeq and is a predicted model, not a curated record. The transcript is spliced from 3 exons.